Molecule: messenger RNA, 1535 nt
Organism: Portunus trituberculatus (swimming crab)
Lineage: Eukaryota; Metazoa; Arthropoda; Malacostraca; Decapoda; Portunidae
Product: hatching enzyme 1.2-like
Exons: 8
Coding region: 344-1441 (365 amino acids)
Biological process (GO): proteolysis
Molecular function (GO): zinc ion binding; metalloendopeptidase activity
Source: RefSeq, a predicted model, not a curated record
CUUCACAAAUCCCAAACACAACACAGUGAUUAGAUAUACAACUAGAAAAAUAAGUAUUGGCAGGAAAAAGCAAACAUUUCACUUACUCACAAAAACAAAAUGACAAAUUUACCCUAUGAAAUGGUGUAGCAAGGAAGACAAGGCAAGUUUGUUCCUUCAAGUACAGGUGAUGAAGGGAAGCUGUGAGAGAAAGAGACCAGAAGACCUCUACCUAGUCUGUUGCCUUUUCAAUUGAACACACAUCCUGAACUGAGUGAGACGAAAGGAGGAAUAUGAGUGCAAAUUAAUAUCUUAUUAGACAAGAGUUAGUGGCUGAUGAGUUUAAUGGCUGGCCCUGUCAAGAAUGAGGCUUCUUCACAUCAUCAUCAUCAUCAGUAUUGUGAGUGGAAGGCGGAGGAGGAGGAUGGGGCGUCGCGCGGUGACGGCGGCUGCAGUGACCGUGGCCUGGUGCGCUGCCACGGUCAUGUGCCGCGUCCUCCUGACAGACUCACCCCUCGCCCGCACCCCGAGGGACGCCCACACCUGGCACACCAACAGCCUGAGUCGCGGGCGGGAGGACAGGCAGGGAGGGGAGAGGGGAGGUCACUUAGCGGGCCAGCAAGCGGACAACACCCCCGAUGAUGUGUACGGAAGUGUGGGCAAGGUGGACACUGAGAGGACGCUCCUGAGGGAGUGGAUUGAGGACCCUGAAGUAACACCUGGGCUCUUUCAAGGGGACAUGAUGAUCUCCUCCCCGGAUCUGCUCCCCAUGAGCACCCGAGUGGCCGUCAACUGGGACAAGUUUCCUGAGCGUCGCUGGGGCAAUGCCACGGUGCCCUACGUCAUCAGCAAACUCUACGGCACCAGUGAGAGGAAGAUGAUCAUGCUGGCCCUCCACUCUCUGGACUUCCUCACCUGCAUCAAGUUUGUGCCAUGGGAUGAAGUGACAAAAGACUACCUCCUCAUCUGGCCCAUGGAGAGACCAAAAGGGUGCUGGUCUUUUGUUGGGAAGAGAGGUGGCCAGCAGGUUGUGUCCCUCCAGGCACCAGAUGAGUAUUCCAAGCGGUGCUUCAUCUCAUUAGGGAAGGUCAUCCAUGAGUUGCUCCAUGCCCUAGGAAUGUUCCACGAGCAGUCACGCCCAGACCGGGAUGAGCACAUCGACAUCAUCACCGAGAACAUCAUCCCUGCAGAUUACAUCGGUAACUUCAGGAAGCAGAGUGCAGACAACACCACUUUCCCCUUCAGGUACGACUACAACUCUGUCAUGCACUACGGCAGCAACUUCUUCAGUUUUAAUUUGAACAAGCCAACCAUUGUACCGAAGGUGAAGGGGGCCAAGAUUGGACAGCGCAUCAUGAUGAGCAAACUGGACUGCCUCAAGCUCAAUGAACUAUACGGCUGCCUUGACAAUCCCUUCAACAAGGAAAAGUACACUGCCUUGUGCACAUAUUUGGGUUACUGACAUUUUUUAUAUUAUUUAUUAUUCUAUGGGUAUUUAUUUUGGGGGGCAUUGUGUGAAGUGUGUUUAUACCUGAAAAUAUAUAUAUAGAAAUAUC